Messenger RNA from Rhododendron vialii, 4424 nucleotides. RefSeq lists its product as uncharacterized. NCBI's taxonomy places the organism in Eukaryota, Viridiplantae, Streptophyta, Magnoliopsida, Ericales, Ericaceae. Bases 233 to 3772 code for a protein of 1179 amino acids. The transcript is spliced from 9 exons. The record is from RefSeq and is a predicted model, not a curated record.
CCUUCAUCAAAAUCAAACAAAACGCGGACGCCACCCCUUCCUUAACCGGAAUUCAAUCACUUCCCUCCGUUCCGCCCUUUCCAUUCAUCAGAAUUCAGAAAGACAAGCAGCCAAUUCCCGACGACCAGUUGCAGCUGUUCUCCAGUCACCCUCCGAUUCGCAAAACCAAUCUCCGACGACCUUUUCAGAUUGAGGAAACAUGAUUUCCAGUUAGGGCAUAGAGCGGGAAGGAAUGAAGAGCCGUUCGCACGGCCGGCUGCCGACGUCGGACCCUACGCCCGACGACUGGGUGGACGGUUCGUGGACGGUGGACUGUGUGUGCGGGGUGAAUUUCGACGACGGGGAGGAGAUGGUCAACUGCGACGAGUGCGGCGUGUGGGUCCACACGCGGUGCUCGCGCUACGUCAAGAGCGAGAAAUCGUUUGCCUGUCAUAAAUGCAAGAUGAGCAAGAACAACAACAACAACAAUAGGAAUAGUAGUAGUAGUAAUAAUGAUAGCAAGGAGACUGAGGUUGCUCAGUUGUUGGUUGAGUUCCCGAUUACGACGUUGAGGAUGGACAAAACGCCUUAUCCACCCCCAAUUAGUAGUCAUCCUCCCCGCCGUAGGCCUAGGCUUUGGACAGAUAUACCGAUUCAGGAAAGAGUCCAUGUGCAUGGGGUCCCCGGUGGUGAACCGACCUUGUUUGGGGGUGGCGGUGGAUUGUCGUCUGUUUUCACUCCUCAGCUGUGGAAAAGCACGGGGUAUGUGCCAAAAAAGUUCAACUUUCAGUACAGGGAGUUUCCUUGUUGGGAUGAGGAGAAGGCAGAGGUUGCUGCUAAAACUGAAGAAGAAAAUGAUAGUCCUGAAAAUGAAAACCCUGUUGACAAGGGUGCCGGUGUUUUGUUUUCUUUGUCCAAGAAGAAUGUCAUGGCUGCACCUGUGGCGGCCUCGGUUGGCAUGAGAAGACGGGUUGACGACAGUAGCUUCAACAGGCCAUCAUCACCUUCGAAACAUAUGAAGAAGUGGGAAGGUGGUAGCGUAGAUGUGAGGUCCCCACGGAACGGGGUUAAGAAAGAUAGGAAAUUACUGCGACCUUUUGUAGUGCACUCGGGGAAGCGCAAACAAGAGGACUCUGGGGCAUCCAAGGAUCGGAGUGGAAAGAAGAAGGUCAGGGUUGUUGAUAGAGAUGUAGAUCCUAAGAAGAGAGCUCCACAGGCUUCCAAAACAGCUUUGAUUCUCUCAAGUGAUGCAAGACAGUUAGAAUCUUGUGAAGACAGAGGACCAAAGAUUAUCAAGACUGAUUCUCAAACUAUCAAGAAUCCGGAUUUAAGGGGCACUAUGGUCAAAGAUCCUUUACCGAGUGCUCAUCAUGUAGUGGAGAACAACAUCAACAAACCAAAUGAUAACCUUGCUGCUAGAGAGAAUCCGUCAGAAACCUUAGUUUCUGAUGUAUCUGGACUUAAUUUUCCCAUUGGAGCAAGAUCAAUGGAAGGGAAGAUUGGCCAUCAACUUUCUGCAAGGUCUGAUCGUUCUUAUAGAGUUGAUGAUGGCACGGCAUCAUCAUUAGAACGGAAUGAUGCUGGUAGUGCUCCUGUAAAAGAAGAGGUUGGUUUUUUUCAUGAUAGUGCCAAUGGAAAUGGAGGAGGUUCUCCAGUUGAUCCUGGGUUUGAUCCUCAUAAAUCAGAUCCCCUUGCCCAAGAUGCCCCAAGUGCUGUUGCUGAGGGUGAAGAUGGUCAGAAUGCUCAAGAUCGAAGUGUCGACACGUGCCCUCCUAGCUCUUUAGGCCCUGAAGCUGACGUGAAAACAGAAGCAGAUCUUGAUAACUCGAGUGGGACCUUCAAAGUUGACUCUUCUACUGUUAAUGAUGUAAAGCUGGAUGGCACAAACCACUCUACCCAAUUUUCUGGGGCUUCUGCUAACUUAUCUGCAAAUCUUAAAACUAGUGAUACACAAUUUGGGGACCUUAAGGUGCAAAAUUGUGAGAGAAUUACAGAAACAACCAAUAAUUGUGAGACUGACACGGCUGAUAAAUUUCCUUCUAAUCCCUGUCAACCUGAUCAACCGUUGGAGGACAUGGAAGUUUCCACCGCAGUGGGGAAAAGUCCUUCAGAACUUAAACAGGACUCAAGAUCUGCCGAGGAGCAACCAAAAGGAAGCAGUACAACAGGUCGGCGUAAAUCAGCAACACCCUCUUCAGUUUCAUCAACUAUUAUGAUCUCAAAACGUUCUGUUCUUGAUAACCGUUCAACUUCAAAUGCCCUGAAUCAUAAUCCUAUUAUCAAAAAGGGAAUAUCAGUCGGUGUUAAGAAAGAUAAUGGCUCAACCGACACAGGUAGGGGUGAAGAAAGGCACGAAAUGCCGAGGAAAACAUGGAAAGAUGGUUUAAAAUCUUCCGUCAGUUCUGUGCCGAAAGCGUCACCUUUAAACAAGAUUGCACAUGCUUCUGAUUCCAGGAAAAUUGUGUCAGAUUCAAAGGAUCGUCUGCGUUUUGCAUCUUCUAAAGCUUCUUCAACAGAGAAUAUUGGAGUUACUUCUGGGUCUUGUGAGACUUCCAGUUCAAUGCAAUCUCAGAGUGGUUCACAUGUACAAAAUAAGGUUUCAGCUUCCAGCUUACCACAGAAAGGUGAAAAGGUUAACCAGUCAAAUAGCCAGCCAUCAACUAAGCUGCACCAUUCAAUGCCAGUGCACCCUCCUGGACCUUCAAACUCUCCUGCACUACUAAGUGAUGAAGAGCUUGCUUUACUCUUGCAUCAAGAACUCAACAGUUCUCCUAGAGUUCCUCGGGUGCCACGCAUGCGCCAUACUGGUAGCUUACCUCAGCUGGGUUCACCUACUGCUACAAGCAUGCUGAUCAAGCGGGCAUCUAGUUCUGGAGGAAGAGAUAACAAUGUGUUUGCCAGAAGAAAAGCAAAAGAUUUACCUAAACAUGAUUCUCGUUCUUCUCGUGAGAUUGAUGAUGAGGCUAAGAUGGACAGACUGCCUCCUUCACGUGAUCCAAGGAGACAUGACUCAGCAUGCACGGCAGAUGAUAUUACCAAGAGGGAGACAGACAGUGGUUCAGGGAAAGGACCUCAUGUUGUCAAGAAGAGUGCACCUGCUGUCUCCUCUGCGACUGUGAGCAGUGGUCCAUCAUCCUCCAAUGAGGCUAAUGAACAGAAUUUUUCAUCCAUGUGUAACUCUCCGCGAAAUACCUCUGAUGAUGAUACUGGCAGCGUCAGGGGUCGUAAUCAUCGCACUUUACCAGGCUUGAUUGCUGAGAUUAUGAGCAAAGGCAAACGGAUGACGUAUGAAGAACUCUGUAGUGCAGUGCUGCCACACUGGCCUAACUUGAGGAAACAUAAUGGAGAGCGCUACGCAUAUUCAAGUCACUCACAGGCUGUUCUAGAUUGCCUAAGGAACCGACAUGAAUGGGCUCAGUUGGUAGAUCGUGGUCCCAAGACUAAUGCCAGUAGAAAGAGACGCAAGCUUGAUGCUGACGCUCCAAGUUUUGAGUCGGAAGAUAAUGAGUAUGGCAAGGACACAACAGGGAAGGAAGUAGAAAGUAAGAGUUUUGAAUCACAUCCAGAAGAAUUCCCGAAGGGCAAGAGGAAAGCUCGAAAACGCAGGCGACUGGCUCUGAAAGGAAGAGGCAUUAAAGAUGUUAGGAAGCAGCGCAAGGCAGAUGCACUCAGUUAUGACGAUGUUGACUCAUUUUCUAGUUCUAGUGAGGCGAGUGCGUUCAGUGAUGAUGAGACAGAGGGAGGUGGGAGUGAGGCAUCUGCUAGCUCGGAUGAAAGGGGAAUCGUGUCAUAGUUACUAUUUGUUUAUGAGCCUGGAUAUAGGCUUGUCCAUAUAAACACCUAGGCUUAUUCAUUUAGAGCGAGGGCAUCUUCUUUUGACUCUCUCCUGAUUUCCCUUCUCCCAACUGAUCAGCAUUGAGUGGUGAAUUGUGAUUGCUAGUGGAUAGUGAUGUAACUGAUUAGCGUUUGGUGGCAAAUUGUGAGUGCUUAGUGGAUAGUGAUGUGAAAAGUGUAAUAAUAGGAUAGUGAUUUGUACAUAUCGAAUUUGACUGAAAACAUGUUUUAGGCGGCCUUUUUCAUUCUCUGACAUAUAGCCAUUCAAGUAGUCUGACGAGCAGAAGAGCAGUGUUCUCCCUCAAGCAGAAUCAACCACUUGCAAAAUACCGAUUUGGGCAGAUUAUCAGAUGGAUGCUUACAGUGCAAUGCGUCUCACUCGCAAUUUGUCGCGUCUAUUUUUCUCUUAACCUUACAAUUCAAUGGGUUUGAUUCAUGGCGUGUUGUAGGAACAUUUCCAGAAGCCAUUUUUGCCAUAGUGCAGCAGUAUAAAGUUUCCAGUGGUAGUUGACCGUUUGUAGUUUGUACUUGUUUAGAAAGAUUGUAUUGAAAGGGUUGCCUUCAUAUUUGUAUUGAUGUGGUGACUGUCUUCUUCACGUCCAUCUCUUCCA